Messenger RNA from Oryctolagus cuniculus (rabbit), 6210 nucleotides. The record is from RefSeq and is a predicted model, not a curated record. Lineage: Eukaryota; Metazoa; Chordata; Mammalia; Lagomorpha; Leporidae.
GGGCAGGAAGCUGGAGACCGGCGGUGGCCUGCGGAAAGGGGUUGGGCUCCCCUGUCCCAUCCUAGGGUCCUCUCUAGGGCGGGGGCAGCGGAGAAACGAAAGGGGCCUGGCCGGUUCCGCCCCCGGGCCCUCUGCUUCCCCUAGGGCCCGCGGGUUAACUCGGAGUUCCUGGCCGCCUUCUCCGGGAGCCAGCGCGUGCCUCCCGCCGCGCCCGCUCGCUCCCCUUGGCCACCGCGCCCGUUUGUGUCCUUGAGGUCUUUUUGCCCGGUGGACAUUGGGUGCUGUGGCCGGCAGGGCGAGCUGAGGACCGCGGGCGCCUCGGGCACAGGCAGCAGAGGAGGACCGUGUGGCGAGAGGGCCAACUCGGCGGCCCGAGCGCGGCUGGCAGGGGCAGUCGGGCAUCCUGCCUGAAGGGGUAUCUGGGAAAGAACUAAAGAUCUCCUUAUCUAUGAGAUUUGUUGUGCUGGACACCAGGGAAAGCCAUGUCUGGUUUUGUCGGCCGAGGUUGUGAAUGCUGGGAUGCACUGACCGUUUGCGCACGUCCUGUAACGGGCCUUGCCGAGCGUUCACCAUCCGCUGGUCACCUGUACCUUGUUUGUGCACGACAUAAAAGCUGUGCUCGCUUCCCCGUCGUGUCGUGGAGCGGUGUGCACUGGGACGUCGCCUCUGAUGGGAAGCCGUGGGAAACUGGAGCUUCGAGCCGGGGCCUCUGCGACUAGAGACCUCCGCUCCGAGGCCGCCGGGGUCCAGGUGCACUGGCGGUGCCUGCGGCCCCUGCCCUGCCCUGCCCUGCCCUGCCCAGCAGGAAAGCUUUCCUUGGCUGACACUUUAAAGGAAAAUCAUAGUCUCUGGAAGAAGCCCUCAGUUACAAUGGGGAACGUUUUUGAGAAGCUGUUUAAAAGUCUCUUUGGAAAAAAAGAAAUGCGGAUUCUUAUGGUGGGCUUGGAUGCAGCUGGGAAGACCACCAUCUUGUAUAAACUGAAGCUGGGUGAGAUCGUGACAACCAUCCCCACGAUAGGUUUCAAUGUGGAGACGGUAGAAUAUAAAAACAUCAGCUUCACAGUCUGGGAUGUCGGUGGCCAAGACAAAAUCAGACCUCUGUGGCGACAUUAUUUCCAGAACACCCAAGGUGCAGGGGCCCAAGGCCUUGGGCCAUCUUCCACUGCUUUCCCAGGCCAUAGCAGAGAGCUGGAUCGGAAGAGGAGCAGCCAGGACUUGAACCAGCGCCCAUAUGGGAUGUCAGCACUGCAAGCGGCGGCUUUACCCUCUACGCCACGGCGUCAGCCCCUAUUUAUCCUUUUGUGUCUGGCAUCUUCCAGGAUAAUGUUGUCAAGGUGUGGCAUGCAUCAGAACUUUGUUCGUUUUAUGGCUAUGUAAUACUCCAUUGUGUGGCAAUGCCGCAUGCAUGUAGCCAUUCAUCUACGAGUGGACACUUGGUUAUUUGCCCUUUGCCUAUUGGGAAUAAUGCUCCUGUGGACACUUGUGUCUGAGAAUCUCAGUCCUCCUUUUCAUUUUUUGGGGUGUACAGGUAGAAGUAGAGUUGCUGGGUAACUCUGUUUUUGUUUUACGGCAGUGAAAUGUAAAGUUUGCCAUCAUAGCCAUUUGUAGGUGUACAGCUCCGUGGUGUUGCGUGCUGAUAAUGCCGCACAGCCACAGCCGCCAUCCGUCUCCGGAACUCUGCGUCCUGUGAAACUGAAGCUGUGCAGGAAGCAGUAACUCCUCAUCUUCACCCGCCACGCUCCCGCCAGCCACUCGGUUUGUCCCAGUGUCAGUGCCGCCAGAUGGGUCCAGAUGGUGGGAGCCUGGUUCUGCCAGAUAAGUUCCCGUCAGCUCUUGUGGCGAGGCUGUGCCGUCGGGAGUUACACGUUGGCGGCUUUCUGAAUGUUGUUCCUUUUGCGUGUCUUAGCUAAAAUCCUUCUCAGCAAGGAAUUCCCUCAUCAAAUAUUUGUGCUAGAGAGGCAGAGAAAAUCCCUUCUUUUCUUUCCCUGUAUUGAUUUUCUUUUUUUUUUUAAGAUUUUUAUUUAUUUAUUUGAGAAGUAGAAUUACAGUGAGAGGCAGAGACAAAAAAAGGUCUUCCAUCCGCUGUUUCACUCCCCAGAUGGCCACAGUGGCCAGAGCUGAGCUGAUCCGAAGCCAGGAACCAGGAGCUUUCUUCAGGUCUCCCAUGUGGGUGCAGGGGUCCAAGCACUUGGGCCAUCUUCUACUGCUUUCCCAGGCCAUAGCAGAGAGCUGGGUCGGAAGAAGAGCAGCCGGGACUAGAACCAGCGUCCCUAUGGGAUGCUGGUGCCACAGGUGGAGGAUUAACCUACUAUGCCACAGCGCCGGCCCACCCUAUAUUGAUUUCCUCUACUGGAUACCCUCGCGACUUCCCUGGUGGUGCUUAGGUUUUUAUCUCUCAGUGUUUCUGUCCAUUGUGGCUGAUUGUUUCAGUAGCCAGAGUGGCCGUUUGUCCUGGAUUGGAUCCUGCACCCUGGCUGGGCCACUGUGCUUUCUCACCGGUGGCAGGACAGGAACACGGGGGCUCUCCCCACCCUGCCGUGGAACUCUGGGAGGGUCAGGCAGUCUCUUCUGUCUCUGUGCCUGCCUCUUACAGUGGAGGUGUGAGUGCUGCCUGCAGGUCUAGCGUUACAGAUCCCUUUGUAAUACAAAUGCCUCGUUUCGUGUCUGCAAGGUAGUAUAUAGGCAGACAGCAGCCCAGCUUGUAUGAGAUUUUAUCUCCCCAUCCUCUGGUGGGAUGCCGUGUUUCCCCUGUCGAGUUUUCCCACUGUGACACCGAGCUGGAGUGCCGUUCUGUCUUCAGUCUCCUGCUGGAACAAGCCCGUGUUGCCGUGAUGGCAGAGCUGGCUGUGUUCCAGGGCCGUGGGCUGGGUAAUUUGGAGCCUGUGAAACAGCAAGCGGGAGCCCUUUGAAGAAUGCAUUUGCUGCGUGGGGCUGGACCACAUGGCGCAGCCACGAAUAGCCCUGGGUGCUGCCACUGUUUCAUCUGCCAACCCCCGAAAGGUCAGGCUGUCUUUUCAUUUGAAUUUUAUUCAUCAGUGUGUUGACUGUGAGAACUUAAUGAAUGUUUUUAGCUCUCUAUUAAGACAUUUAAGUGUGUAGGUUUCACUUGUAUAGAUUGGAAUUUGACUGUUUAUGUGAUUUUUUUUAAAUUAAUACAGUAAAUAGAAUGCAUUUAACAGUCCAUUAGUUCUCAUGUAUAGAGAUUUUUUUUCUCCUUGACUGAAUGUUCAGUUAUUUUAAUUUGUUGAAUGGCAAUGUAAUCUGCGUAGUUUAAAAUUCAAAAAUUAGAUUGUCCCUAACCACUCAGUUUUCUUCCCAUAGAUGACCCUUCUCUUUUUUUCUUUUAAGUUGGGAUUGGGCGAUAAAGAUUAGUAUUUAAUUUUUUUUUAAAACUUAUGUAAAAGGCAGAGAGAGAGAGAGAGAUCAAUCUUCCAUCCACUCGUUCACUCCCCAAAUGCCUGCAGUGGCCAGGACUGGACCAGCCUGAAGCUAGGGGCCAGAAACUCCAUUCCGGUCUCCAUGUGGGUGGCAGGGACCAAGUAGCUGGGCCCUCAUCAGCUGCCUCCAGGAUGCACAUUAGCAGGAAGCUGGGUUGGGAGCUGACCGAAUCCCAGGCAUUCUGAUACGGAACACGGAACAUGGCUGUUCCAACUGGUGGCUUAACCCACUUUGCCACAACGCCCUCCCCUAGGGGACCACUUUGGUUUGUUGUGUGUCUGUCGCGUCCUUGGGGGGUGCUGCUUCCCCUGGUCUGUGAACUUGUUGCUUAGUAGGAAAAUAAAGAAGAAAAGCUGAAAAAGUACAAAAGCUGAAGUGAAUUUAUUUGUAAUAAGGGACAAAAGCUCCCCAUGCAGAUGAGGGGCCCGGAGCUGGGAGUCCAUUGCCCCCAUGGGCUGGUCUCUGUUAAUGUUAUUUCUUUUUUUUUUUUUUUUUUUUUUUUGACAGGCAGAGUGGACAGUGAGAGAGAGAGAGACAGAGAGAAAGGUCUUCCAAUGUUAUUUCUUUCUCCAUCCCAGCUUAUCUGUGACGUACUGGCCUUCACCUAGUGCACACAGUAGGGGUCAUGUUUGGGUUGGCUCUGCCACCUCUGUCCCUGAGCGAGGAAGGGGUGGGGUCUGUGAUUGGAUCCCCUGGAGGGGUAGAAUUUCCUGGAAUUCUCUCAGGGUCUACUGUUUUCUUCUAACCCUGCCUCAGAGGCCCCCUGUGCUUACAUGUCCAAGUGCUGUGCACACACACAAGCGACUGCAGGUGUGUGUACACCUGUGUUCUUUCCCCUUUAGAAAACAUUGCACGGGUGAGGGUCCUAUCGUGGGGCCUGGUGGCGAAGGGGUUCCAGGUCAGCCUCAGCCCGCUCCGCUUGGCAGGGCUUGCCGUGAGUCUCUGUGUCAUCUGGCUGGCUUAUUCGUGAUCAAGGCUGGAACUGCUGACAGCACGUGAAACCUUUAGGGGAGUUUUGAACGUUUUGCAGUUUUUCAUUUCAUGGGUUGAACGGGCGUGACUUUGCCAGGGUAGGCUGUCGGGAGCCGGGGGGUGGGGGGCUGGAAGCACAGGGAAGAGCAGAGGGUCAGCGCUGGCCCUCUCAGAGACUCGGGGAAGCCUCGGGUCAGAGCGUCCCUUCCGCGGUGUCCCCACAAGCUGGCUCCAGCAGGACACUGGUGCGUCCAGGACAGGAGCUCUGCCGGCUGCUUUGUUUUUUCCCCAAGGAAACCUUUUAUUUAAGGAAUACAAACUCCAUGUGUAAGUACUUUAGGAAUAUAGUGAUUCUUCCCACCACCCCCACUCCCACCUCUCCUUCUCCCUCUCCCACUCCCAGUCCCAUUCUCCACUAAGAUCCAUUUUCAAUUAACUUUAUACACAGCAGACCAACUCUAUGCUAAAUAAAAAGUUCAAAACUUGGCACAAAAAAAAAAAAAAAAAAAAAAACCUGUUCCUCGGCAGUCGAGACAAGGGCUGUUCAAAGUCAUUUCAUCUUGAAGUAAUUUCACUUUUUUUUUUUUUUUUUAGAAACUUAAUUAACUUUAAAGAGGCACCCGAGAAUGAUACAUCUUUUGUGAGCACUUAGACGUAAUUAUAAUAGAACUCUUUGAGGACAGAGGUCCUGCAUGGGAAGUUGGUGCACAGUGACUCCUGUUGUUAAUUCAACAAUUAACACUCUUAUGUAUGUAUGAUGUCAGUGAUCACCUGAGGCUCUUUUUUUUUUAAGAUUUAUUUAUUUUUUACCUUAGAGAGUUACACAGAGAGAGGAGAGGCAGAGAGAGAGAGGUGUUCCAUCCAAUAGUUCACUCCCCAGUUGGCCACAACGGCCGGAGCUACACCGAUCUGAAGCCAGGAGCCGGAGCUUCUUCUGGGUCUCCCACGUGGGUGCAGGGGCCCAAGGACAUGGGCCAUCUUCUACUGCUAUCCUAGGCUAUAGCAGAGAGCUGGAUCAGAAGUGGAGCAGCCAGGACUAGAACUGGCGCCCACAUGGGAUGCCGGCGCUUCAGGCCAGGGCGUUAAUCCGCUGUACCACAGCGCCAGCCCCAAAUCACCUGAGGCUCUUGACAUGAGCUGCCUAGGCUAUGGAAGCCUUUUGAAUCCACAAACUCUGUCAGUAUUUAGACAAAGCCAUAAGCAAAGUAGAAGUUCUUUCCUCCCUUCAGAGAAAAGUACCUUCUCCUUUGAUGGCCACUUCUUUCCUCCGGGGUCUCACCCACCAAGUGCUGACUUCUUUAUUAUGCUGACUUCCUGUAGCUUUUACCCACCGCUCUUUAGCCUCCGUUAUCGAACUCUAUUGCAGAUCCCCAAACGUUCACAGAAAAUGCCUUUUAUGAAAAAUACUAUACAUAACAGAUGGAGCUAGACAGUGAGAGAGAGAGAGAGAGACAGAGAGAAAGGUCUUCCUUCCAUUGGUUCACCUCCCAAAUGGCCGCCAUGGCCGGUGCUGCCCCGAUCCGAAGCCAGGAGCCAGGUGCUUCCUCCUGGUCUCCCAUGUGGGUGCAGGGCCCAAGCACUUGGGCCAUCCUCCACUGCCCUCCCGGGCCACAGCAGAGAGCUGGACUGGAAGAGGAGUAGUUGAGACUAGAACACGGCGCCAGCUCUAUGCAUGGAUGUUAAAAAUUUUUGCUCAAAUAGACUUAUCUUUUGAUUCCAUUGUCCACAAACUUUUUGAAGUCUCCUCAUAUAAACGGCUGCUCUUCUCGGGUCCCAGAUACUCACACAGUUGUCAUUUCU